Messenger RNA from Medioppia subpectinata, 1374 nucleotides. Lineage: Eukaryota; Metazoa; Arthropoda; Arachnida; Sarcoptiformes; Oppiidae. The record is from the annotation of a GenBank genome assembly.
AUGACUUCGGGACCGAAUUACUCGAUGGCAUCGCUAUAUGUCGGCGAUUUGUCGGCUAAUGUGACCGAAGCCAUGCUCUUCGAGAAGUUUUCGACAAUAGGUCCGGUGCUGUCGAUCCGCGUUUGUCGAGAUCUGCUGACCCGUCGCUCUUUGGGUUACGCUUACGUCAACUUUCAAGAGGUCUCCGACGCGGAGAAAACCAUCGAUCGGAUGAACUUCGAUGUAUUGAAGGACAGGCCGUUGCGGAUAAUGUGGUCACAACGCGACCCAUCGCUCAGGAAGUCAGGCGUCGGCAAUGUCUUCAUCAAGAAUUUGGACAAAUCUAUCGAUAAUAGCGUUAUGUUUGACACGUUCUCGACGUUCGGCAAAAUCCUGUCGUGUAAAGUGGCCCAAGACUUGCACGGACUCAGCAAAGGGUACGGCUUUGUCCACUUCGCCACCGAAGAAGCGGCUAAUAAUGCCAUCAAUAAAGUGAAUGGAAUGCUAUUAAACGGCAAAAAAGUAUUUGUCGGCAAAUUUGUGCCGAAGUCUGAGCGCCAGAACUCGCCGUUCGCUGAGAAGAGCAAACACUUCACUAAUGUUUACGUCAAAUACCUGACCGACGAUUACGACAAUCAAAAGCUGUGCCAACUCUUUGAAAGUUUCGGCAAAAUAGUGUCCGCGAAAGUGAUGGUCGACGAGAAGACAGGGAAGAGUCGCUGCUUUGGAUUCGUGUCGUUCGAGAGCCCGGAAUCGGCGCACAAUUGUAUCCAAGAAUUGAACGGAAAGAAAGAGAUGUCAAACGGAAGGACGCUUUACGUGAGUCGGGCCCAGAAGAAGGCCGAGAGAAUGCAAGAACUCAAGAAACGAUUCGACGAAUUAAGACAAAAGCGCAUCAAUCGAUACAAAGGAAUCAAUCUAUACGUCAAGAAUCUCGAGGAAUCCACUGAUGACAAGCGUCUGAUCCAAGAGUUCUCCGCUUUCGGGACAAUAAGUUCGGCGAAAGUCAUGUGCGAUCCAAACACUGGCCGUUCGCUUGGAUUCGGUUUCGUGUGCUUUUCAAAGCCAGAAGAGUCGCAAAAGGCUAUCAACGAAAUGAAUAACAGAAUUAUAGACACAAAACCAUUGUAUGUAUCGUUCGCUCAGAGCAAAGAGGAACGGAAAGCAUUCCUGAGCCAACAGUUCACCAAACAAAGCAACGCUCCGAUGAGAGGACACCCGAUGCCGAGCCAUCCGCCGCCACCGAUGGUGACUCAUCCACACCUCAUACCAGCGGCCGCUGCCAUGGCUUACGCGGCAAAUCCGGCCCUCGCUAUGAACGCGUUGGGCGCUCACGGCUUGCCCUCACAUUCGUGGACCGAUUUCCGGCGCAAUCGGCGCUUAAAGUUUUACUAA